AUGUCCCUUAAUGGGCAACAAUUUAGCUGCUUCAUACCCGACAUUGUCACGCAAAAAAAUCAAUCUGAUCACCCCGUUAAAAAUAUCUCUGAUUAUAUUAAAGCUUUUUACAACAAAUGGAGCACAUCUGAUUGCCUUCAUUGGUUUCAUAGUUGGUGGACAUAUAAGAUAUGUAUAGGUCAGGAAGUCACUCAAUAUCGUGAUGAAGGUGGUAUUAUUACGUUGUCCUUAUCUCUCGGAUUGUUUACUAAGGAUUACGACUGGUCUGAUCCACAAGUUACUGGCAGAUAUCACAGCCAGUUUUAUGACCACGGAUCAAUCUGUGAUGUUACAGGGAAACCACGAAGCACAGAAAUUCGCUAUGUUUGCAAUUUCAUGGCUGCGAACCCAGUUAUUACUGAGAUGACAGAAAUAGCUACCUGCACUUAUGUAUUAACAGUCGCUUCUGCGGAUCUCUGUGUUGUUCCUGCCUUAGCACCCAAAAAAGAGAUCGAACCAAGUCGGAUUAUUUGCUCCCCGGUACUUACUGAUGAAUCCUACCGCAAAUACGAUAAUGCUAAAAAGGAAGAACUUAGAAGCAAGAAAAGACUACAAGAAGAACUCCUUUUUCAGACAAACCUGCCUCUUUUACCCGCAAAACGUCGCGCUGCUCAAGAAAGAGUGCUUAGCUCACAUCGAAGCUAUAAAAAACGUCUACAACGCCAAAGCUUGCGAAAAGCUAAAGAACUUCAGAAAGACUUCCUAACUUUCAUGAAACGAGUUGAUAAUAAUUUUAGAAAGGCUCCUAAUGAAAAUUCGAUUCUUCCAAAUGUUAACACUGAAUCACUAGUUCGGUUGUUCAGAGGCAUUCUACGAUUUGUUUUUCCUGGUUCUGAAAUGGAAGACAUCAUGGCAACGAACUUACUGAUUGCUCAUAAUCAGACGGUUGAGAUCGCUUAUGUUUUACUAAAGCGAAUGAGGGAUUCCUUUGAGAACUCCAUUGCGAUUGGGGAGAUUCCUAACACAUUUCAAAUGCUACGCCAUUGUGUCUAUCUCCUUAAUAAACUGGAGAAUAUAAAAUCUACAAAAGGCCUAACGAGAUUAAGGCAGUCUCUUGAGAACUACCAUCAUCGAGGAGCCUAUCGCCGCUUCUCCCCAACAGACAAAUUCUACAAUUUUAUCCACUCUCAAGAGGUCACUUCUGAACGAGGAAUAUUUGAUUCGCUAAAUUCCACAAUCGAAACUUCCAGAAACGCUCUCAAUUUUUUGCAUCUGCAGUCGUAUAUGACAGCACUUAUUGGAGCUGACUUUGAAAACAAACCACCAGUUAAGCUGAAGUUUGACGAGAUUUUGCGAGGUCUGGAGAGUGAUACGCAUUCGUCUAAGGAGACAGUUAGAAUACUCCAAGAGACCUUGGUUUCACCAAAAAUGCAGUCUAUACUCAAGAUCUUUCCUGCUGGGCAGACAGGUGAUGUCGUCGUCAAGGCCUCUUUUCAAAAAAUCGCGCACAACAAAAUGGCCUUGGUUAUAUCGGUAGAAGAUGAAAGCGUAUCGAGUUAUAAGGAGAAUGCCCAAAACUACAACGUGAAAAUAGAUGUGGACUAA
Rodentolepis nana is the source of this 1584-nucleotide messenger RNA. The record is from the annotation of a GenBank genome assembly. Lineage: Eukaryota; Metazoa; Platyhelminthes; Cestoda; Cyclophyllidea; Hymenolepididae.